This is a messenger RNA of Juglans regia (Persian walnut), 882 nucleotides long. RefSeq lists its product as uncharacterized. Bases 1 to 882 code for a protein of 293 amino acids. The record is from RefSeq and is a predicted model, not a curated record. The transcript has a single exon. Lineage: Eukaryota; Viridiplantae; Streptophyta; Magnoliopsida; Fagales; Juglandaceae. Gene Ontology annotation, molecular function: RNA-DNA hybrid ribonuclease activity; nucleic acid binding.
AUGGCUAACCUGAAAAGAAGAAAGGUGGUAAAGGAUAACCUUUGUUUGAUAUGCAAAAGGGAAUCUGAAACCUCUGGCCAUGCUUUAUGGGGAUGCAGCAGUGCCCAAGAUGUUUGGUGUCAAGGCCCAAAGAAAGUGCAAAAAUUUUCUUUUCACAGUGACUUGGUUUUUAAUAUCUGGGCAGAAUUGAUUGGCAAGCUUGAACCAGGGGAUUUAAAUGUGGUGGCUGCUACAAUGAGAGUGAUAUGGGCGAGAAGAAAUGAUGUCUUACAUGGGAAAGUUUUUAAACACCCUCAAGAAGUCAUUGGCCAGGCCAGGGCAGAAUUGUCUCUGCAUGAAGAGGCUUUCCAGAAGGAGGUUGAUGCUAACUAUGAGAACAUGGCAAGAGUUCACAGAUGGACAAAGCCUGCAGUAGGUGGUUUUAAAGUGAAUUGGGAUGCAGCUGUGCAAUCGAGGCUAGGAAGGAUUGGCAUUGGUGUCCUAAUCAGAGAUCAUCAAGGGCUGGUGAUAGGUGCACUUCGUGCUAACAGACCUUUGAGAGGCAGUGCCUUUGAUGCUGAAGCAUAUGGGCUUGUUUUGGCAUGUUUUUUUUGUAAGGAAAUUGGAAUAAGGCAAUUCUGUUUGGAGGGAGAUUCAAAACAGGUCGUGGACCAAGUGAUCCAAGGUUGUCCUAACUGGAGCUUAGGUGGUUGCCUCAUAUCAGAUGCCAAAGCUGUUCUAAUCCCAGCUGCUGAUUGGUCUAUCUCUCAUGUAUAUCGGGAGGCUAACAUGGCAGCUCACAAGCUUGCCGAAGCGGCCCUUGAAUGCACUAAAGAUCUUUAUGACAUCGAAAUAUGCCCCCCUUGUAUCCUUCAGGUGGUUACUGAGGAGAUGAGGCAUUGA